Messenger RNA from Sclerotinia sclerotiorum 1980 UF-70, 588 nucleotides. RefSeq lists its product with no specific name. The transcript has 3 exons. Lineage: Eukaryota; Fungi; Ascomycota; Leotiomycetes; Helotiales; Sclerotiniaceae. Bases 1 to 588 code for a protein of 195 amino acids. The record is from RefSeq and is a predicted model, not a curated record.
AUGACACCAAGAUUGCCCGCGCUUUCAGCCACUUCUAAGGAUGUGCGUGCCUAUAUUUCUCGCACCCUCGUAACGAAGCUAGGCACAUCACCAGAUAUUGCAGAGGAAACUGCCAAAUUAUGGAAAGAUGGGCGGGGCGCAGAACUUUAUGACUUCACAGAACGAUCUUUCAGAGCACUUUUUGGAGAACAAACUGGCUGGUCUCUCUUUCGUAUCGUUCAUGAAGAAAAAGUUCAAGAUUGGAAACAAUCGAUUGUUGGACUGAUCAGCUCUUUCACUAUGUUUGGCGCACUUACUGUUACAAUUUGCCUUAUACUUCGUAUUCUUUUGCAGUGUACUUCAAAGGCUGCUUUCCCUUACGGCUUCAAAAAAGUUGGUCUUCCACUCUUUCAGGCAUCAUUGGUUUUAGGACUUUCCAUGAUCAACUAUGGUCUUCAAACACCUAGUUUUAACAGUGAUGCAAUCUUGGUAGGCGGUAUGAUGAUAAGUUUUCCUACAGUGUUUGGAGUGUACCUGUGUUCACUUCCCGAAGUGAUACGAGAUGAGGAGGGAAAUAGUUUAGGAUAUGCUUUGGUCGCUCCAAGUUGA